Molecule: messenger RNA, 3445 nt
Organism: Vombatus ursinus (common wombat)
Lineage: Eukaryota; Metazoa; Chordata; Mammalia; Diprotodontia; Vombatidae
Gene: FBXW9
Product: F-box and WD repeat domain containing 9
Cellular component (GO): preribosome, large subunit precursor
Molecular function (GO): protein binding
Source: RefSeq, a predicted model, not a curated record
GGUGGGGCGGCUCCCGGGGAGGACCGUCAGCCCGCUCUCGGUUCUCACUCCCAUACCCGGGCACCUUCACGCCCAGGUGCCCCCAUAGCGCAGUGUGGUGCGGUGGGAAGAGCCCUGGAUUGGAACGAGAAGAGCUGGAUUCCAGUCCUGCUUUUGUCAUUAUACUGCUUAUGUGACACUGGGCUAGUCACUUCCCUCGUCUGAGCCUCCCUCGGUGUCUUCCUCCGUAAAGUGAGGGGGUUGGAUUAGGGGGCCCGCGAAGGCCUUUCCAACCCUCACCCUGUGAUCGUAUGCUCUCAGGGUGCUUCCCCCAAACUUGGUCCCCCAGGGUAUCCUCUGGCAUGGAGCCACCCCCCGACGACUCCCAGGACUGGGAUGAGGACUGGGACCCUGAAACGGACCCGGAUGCCCAAGCCCAGGAAUACAUCGAACGGGUUCUGGGCUCGCCCGGCGCGGCCCUGGCCCGCACGGUCCUGGCACCCCCGCCCCCGGUCAGCCCCAGGCCACCCCCCGUGGAGCUGUGGCGGGAGUCCCGGUGGUCCUCCGGCGGGGAGCCCGGCCCGGCCGCGUCCGGGCUGCUGGGUCUGCCGCUGGAGCUGAUCCUGGAGAUCUGCUCUUACCUGGAGGCGAGGCUGGUGCUGGGGGUCCUGCCCCUGGUGUGCCGGACCCUCAGAGACAUCGUCCAGGACCAGGUUAUGUGGAAGAUCCGUGUGCAGAAGCUCCUGGGGGGGGCCUACCCCGUGGUGGAAGAGGAGGACUUUGACUGGCCAGCUGCCUGCAUCGAAUUGGAGGAGCACUUGGGCCGCUGGGCGGACGAUGGGCGACGGGCCGAAUACUUCAGCUUGUCUGACGGCCACUUUGCCUCCAUCGACUCUGUGCUCCUGCUGCAGGGUGGGGCACUCUGUGUCUCUGGCUCCCGGGACCGAAAUGUCAACUUAUGGGACUUAAGACAGCUUGGAGUAGAUCCAGGCAAGGUUCUGGUCAAGGCUCUGGGUACCCAGCGGAGCGGGACCCACAAGGGCUGGGUCUGGUCCCUGGCUGCUCAGGAUAACCGCGUCUGCUCAGGCUCCUGGGAUAGUACUGUGAAGCUCUGGGACAUGGAAGCUGAUGGGCAGCAGUUUGGGGAGAUCAGGGGCAAGGCUGCUGUGCUCUGUCUCUCCUACCGUCCUGACAUCCUGGUCACCGGCACCUAUGAUAAGAAAGUGACUGUUUACGACCCCCGAGCGGGCCAGGCCCUGGUGAAGAGCCGAAGGUUGCAUUCAAGUGCUGUGCUGGCCUUGUCAGCUGAUGACCAGUACAUCAUCUCGGGAAGUGAGGACCGAACCUUGGUGGUGUUUGAGCGGCGGACCAACAGUGUCCUUCAACGGCUGCAGCUGGAGUCAUACCUACUGUGCAUGUCUCACCGAGAGCCCCAGCUCUGGGCUGGGGACAACCAGGGCCUGCUCUAUGUGUUCGAGAACCACGGAGGCCAGUUCAAGCAUGUCAGGUCCUUCGAUGUGGGGCAUAGGUCACAAAUCACUGGCAUUGAACAUUCCUUGGGGUCACUUUAUACCACAUCCACGGACAAGACCAUUCGGGUACAUGUGCCCACUGACCCACCACAGACCAUCUGUACCCGAAGCCAUCACAAUGUUCUUAAUGGGGUCUGUGCUGAUGGCAAUGUAGUGGUAGCUGCAUCCGGGGGUCUGUCCUUGGAGGUGUGGCGAUUGACGCCCUGAAGUAGGGGGGCCCAGAGGACUGGGUCUGGCUGAGGCAUCUUUGGACCUGUGCUGCUGUUCACACUUCCCCCAUCCCCUGAUAUUGGGGACCAUCCCAACCAUCCAGGUGUCAGACCUGGUUCUGUGGUGCUACCAGAGUACCCGGCCAUUUUCUCUAGUGGCUGGGAUCAUAUUGCUCCCGCUGUGCAAGCUCAUAGCUCCUGACUGGGGAUAAACCCCAUCACCCAGGACCAGAAGAGUGUUGAGGGUCCUUCCAGUGAGGGCUGGGCCUCAUUCCCUCCCUUCCCCCCACCUCCCUGUUAUUUAUUAUUGGAAUAUCCCUUUCUCCUGCUGUUGAGGCCAAAGCUCAGGAAUAAACCCUUUGGAUGAUUCCCCGCUGCUGUGACUGUGUACUGCCGGGCUUCCGCCUGUGAUGUGGUGCCUUCGUGGCUUCAUGUGCAUGGAGAUAGUGUGUCGGUGUGACUCGCUCCUGGGGCUGUCACGUCUGACUUUGCACCUGAGACAGUGUUUGUGACCACAUACAUUCGAUCACAGCGAACUGGAUGGCAGCAUUGGGCCUGUGACACGAGAGACCGUGCAGUGGGUGGGUGUGAGACGCAUGUAUGGACACCCAGGUCCUUGGGAGGACAGCAGUUCUUGGUUCUCUUUCCCAGAUAUGAACUCAAACUCACACACAGAGCUGAAGACUUUAAUAAGACCUGACCCAUAUUUUCCUGGGGCUCUCAGACCCUCUGGAAUUGAAGGGAUGGGAGAGGAGAUCAAGGGGUCUCAAGGUGGGGCACAGGAUGGGAAUGUCUCAGGAUUCAGGGAUAUUGAGCAGUGAGGUGCUGUGGGGUGGGGUGUAUCUCAAGCCAUGGGGACCUGCUGCCAGGGCACCUUAGGACAGGAAGGUGAGGAGUCUCUUGAUAGGGGUGUUGAAUGAGGAAUUUGAAGGGAGGAAUCCAAGCGUGGGGGUGUCUAAAGACACAGAUGUUCCUUGAGAGGGGGUCACAGGAUGGUGCAUGGCUUCUUCUCCUUGAAGGGGUUGACAGCAGCUGGGAUGCCCAUGAGGAAUGGGUCACUCUUGGCAUGUUCCACACAGUACUGCAAGAGCUCCCCUGCUGCCUUGGAUACCUAAGGCCAGAUCAGGGCCUAGCUAGUCACCAGGGACCCAGGCCCAUCCCCACUCCCAGCCCAUCGUCUCCCAGUCUGAAGCCCUCACCUGGACACGGUCGAUGCCGGCCUCCAUCCGCAGCUGCUCCACUGCCCGGCGUGCUUGGCCUAUGUCACUGCCACUUGACAUCCUGCUGGACGUCUGCCGUGUUGUUGAGAGGGAGUUGGGGCUGCCCAGAUGCAAUCAAGCUCCCCUGGCUCCUUGCAGCAAGAGACAUCAGCUGUCAGCCCCCACACCCCAGUCACUCCCAGACCUUCUUGGGCUCACAGCCUUGUCCUGCCAUUUAACUGUGUGACUGCACCCUGCCCUGCCUCAGUUUUCUCAUCUAAGAAAUGAGAAGAUCUCUGCAACCUUUCCUAGCUUUAAAUAGUAUGUUUCCCAAGCCUGCUUCCUUCAUCUCCUUUCUUCCUCCUGAAUCACCCUGGCUGGCCCAGGCCUAAGACUGAGGAGAAAUGGAUCAUUUCCUGGAAGGCAAGAAAGGCUAGGCGAGCGUUGAAUGUGGACUCAGGAUCCAAGUCUCUUUCCUUCUCUGGGCCUCAGUUUGUUUGUAAAAUAAAAAUAUUGGACUAAAUAA